CACCGAAAAAAAAAAAAUCUUUCCUUUUGGUCUCAGUGUGAGACAAUCGACUUCCUAAAAUCGAUGGCGACUGAAAAACCGAUUACUACGGAGACUGUUGCUCUCACAGAGAAGAAAAUGGACAUGUCUUUAGAUGAAAUUAUCAAGAUGGAAAAGAGCAAUACCAAUGUGAAUAAAGGCAAGAAACAGCGAGCAUCGAAUAAAAAAGAGAAAUUUAAUGGUGCUGCGAAGAAUAGUGCGGUGAAAGCACAGCAUUAUAUGGACUCUCGGUCUGAUGUUAGACAGCGUGCUUUUGCUAAGAAGAGGACUAAUUUCCAAGGAAACCAGUUUCCUGUAACAACAACCAUUGCUCGUAAAGCCGCUUCUGCUAAUCAACUCCGUGGUAGACCUUAUAAUGCUGGAAGGAUGACUAAUACGAAUCAAUCAAGGUUUAUCACUCCACCAGCUCAGAAUAGAGCUGCACAAAGAGGGUUUGUCGCUAAGCCACAGCAGCAGCAGCAAAGGGAGAAGAUAGAGCAGAAGCAAGCAAAUGGAGGAGGAGGUGGGCAGAGACAAUGGCCUCAGACGCUGGACUCUCGGUUUGCGACCAUGAAAGAAGAGAGAAUGAGAAUGAGAAGGUUUGCAGACAAUAGAAACAGUGUAGGCAACAAUGGCGCUGGAUUGCAGCAGCGUUUGAUGGUCCCGUGGGUGAGAAGAGCUACAAGAUUCCCUAACUGAUUUAUAAUCCACAAGAAUAGUGGCGUUUCUCGUGUAGGGUGAAUAUAUUUGCAACUUAUGCAGUUUGGUUUGGAAUCAAUGUUGUAGAACAUU
Arabidopsis arenosa is the source of this 810-nucleotide messenger RNA. The record is from the annotation of a GenBank genome assembly. NCBI's taxonomy places the organism in Eukaryota, Viridiplantae, Streptophyta, Magnoliopsida, Brassicales, Brassicaceae.